Messenger RNA from Naegleria fowleri, 2574 nucleotides. RefSeq lists its product as uncharacterized. The transcript has a single exon. The record is from RefSeq and is a predicted model, not a curated record. Lineage: Eukaryota; Heterolobosea; Eutetramitea; Acrasida; Naegleriidae. The coding region runs from base 1 to 2574 and encodes 857 amino acids.
AUGACAGUCAGCAACAACAAAAUUCAACCAAUUAAUGCCGGCAAUCAUCCUCCCACAACAGCUGGCUCCAGUCAUCAACCCUUUGAAAACUUUUUUGAUGACAUGGAUCAAGACGAGCAGAGAAGCAACUCACCACUUCAGGAAGGAAUUAAAAAAGCAUCAGAGAAUAAGGCCUUUCUGUCACUUCGGUGGUUUGUGAUUAUCUCUAUUUGUUCCUUAAUAUUAUUAUCCUCGGUUUGUGUCUAUUUGGCCGUCUUUAUUGGUUUUCAUCAGGCCGUGGAUGAGUUGUCUGAAAAGGUGAUUAACGACACGAAAAGUAAAAUCGUCAUUUACAUUGAUAAGGUUCUUUCUCAAAUGAGCGUGGUUUCAAGGCUGAGUGCUGAGCAAUAUUCCUAUGGUCUGGUCACGCUUAAUUUCUACCGAAAUUUCUUCUAUACACCUUUCAAAUUAACUGGAUUGAGUGUUGGUUUUGCUUUUGGGUAUCCCUCAGAAAGAUAUUCAUACACCAUUGUUGGAAAGGAAGGGGAGGAGAGAAUUGUGUACUCGUAUCAACCACCAGGAUUUAUUGGGUCUAUUCGUGACGCCUAUUUUCUUAACGGAACCAUUCAGACUGUCAAUGAAACGGUGGAUUAUACCGUGUAUGAAGUUUCGAAAAAGGAUUACUACAACUCUUCGAUCAAUGCAGCAAAAUUGAUGGGUUCUGAAGGAGCUUUUACAGAUCCAUAUAUUGUCACCAAUGGAACGCUUUCUAUUGCAUACGGAGCCAUGUUAUAUGAUCCUCACAUUUUGACUUCGACUGGUGAAAAGGUGUUGAAAGGCAUUUGUAGAACUGUGAUGCCACUUGCAAAUAUUGUGAGGUUUAUGAGAGAGAAAAUCACAGUGCUUCAGAAUGGUUAUGUUCUAUUGCAGCAAAAUGGAACGGAUCUAGUCGUAGUAGGGAGUGUCAACACCACAUCGUUCGAUGAAAAAUCUCGAGUGAAAAUGACUGAUAUUAUUGACAAGAAUGCUGGACAGCUUAUGAAGGACAUUAAAGAAAGAUAUGUUACUUGGGAGAAUGUGCCAAACAAGUUCUUCAUUUCAAGCAUGGGAGUUAACUAUUACGUUCUUUCAUCAAUGUAUACCUUUGAAAAUAUUGAAUGGAGAAUGUUUGUUGUGGUUUUUGAGAAUGAUAUUCAACUCACCACCACUAUUAGUAUUGCUGCAUCGGUUGGUGUGGCCCUUUUAGUGACAGUAAUUAGUUUGACUCUUGCGUUGAUCAUUACAUCCAUCGUUUUGAGACCUGUGAGGAAGCUCAAAGAGCAAUUUGAACUUAUUAAGGUGUUUGAUCUAGAUAACAUCCAAAGACUCUCCACUAAUUUUGUCGAAUUGAAUGACAUUUACAAAAAUUUGUUCAAUACUGUCACUUGGUUGAAAGAAAUCAGAUCCUUCAUUCCAGAUAAGGUUCUACUUCAAUUACGUGAGGAGGAGGGAGACAAUGACCCCAACACGCCAAAUGAGUUAGAAUCAAAUAACUCAAAUGCACAUCAUCACUUGCAAAGUACUCUUGGAGCAUCAAGCUUUACAAUAACAACAACAUCAGACAAUUCAACAUCGAAAAAGCUUUCCUCAACAGCCAUCUCGAAGAAGGAAAGCUCGUCAGUGUUCAAAAUGGGAUACUCCGUAAAAUAUGUUUCUAUUUUACAUAUCAGGUUGAGUAAUUACUUGUCUGAAUUUACCCCUAAUGAAAUUAUAAGAACAUUUCCAAAAUUUGUUUCUGCCCUUGGAAGUGUCACAAAGGUAUUACAAGCAGAACUGCAAAUCAUCUCAACAGAUGAAUUAGGGGUAAUGAUUGAAACCAAGAAGAGAAGCUGCAAAGAUACCGCUCAAGAGUGUGCCCUGAAAAUUGUAAGAGCAUUUGAAAUGAUCAAUGCACAGCUGAAAAAUCAUCACAUGCCAGAAAUUAAUUACUCAAUAGGAAUUUCAACAAGCGAGUCAUAUGUUGGAAAUAUUGGAAAUCACUCCAUUAGAUAUUAUUCAGUCUUGUCUGAAUCUGUGAAAAUCUCUCAACAUUUGAGCCUCCUUGCUCUCAAUUAUGGAUUAAGAAUUCUCAUCGAUGAGAAGACUUUGAUCGGAACAGAAGACAAAUACAUUUCCAGACCAGUCGAAAGAAUUCUGAGCUCACCAGGUCUUCAUUCUGUUCCUUCUAGAAUUUACAAUGUCUAUUGUCUGGAAAAAGAGAACCUUGUUCUCGACGAUGAAUGGCUUUAUGAGCUCGAAUCAAAGAAUGCAAUAGCCAAAAUCCAAGAAUUGCAUUCCAUCUUGAAACUGUUUUCACGUUCCUCCAACGAGUCAAAUGAUACAGCUUCAGGAAUGGAAUCUAUCAUUUCAUCAAGCCUCGCCAAGCUCACAAAUUUCAUAACCGAAUAUCCUCAAGAUUUGUCCUACAAGAGAUGGUUUCGUCUCUUUGAAAAAUUCCAAGACAUGCUGAUGAGAGACAUCAAUGCUGUGGAUAUCAUCAAGAAUUAUCAUGUUUGUCUUGAGAAUACUGUAAAGACCUCCAUCGAAACACACACGGAAUAUGGAAUUAAUUAUUAA